AUGGAGAAGACGCUUAGAGAUGAACCUCAUAUGCGGCUUAAACUAGCUACACUAGAGGUAUGGGUCAACAAACUAAAUCAAUGCGUAAUGGAUCAACAAACUAAAUCAAUGCCUAAUUACUCGAAACCGGUUUUUUUCUUUAACCCGUUUACCCGGGAGCGUAUCAACUUACCCAAAAGGUCGUCUGGCAAUUUCUCAUGUAAUCAGUUAUCUUUUUCAGCCGCUCCUACAUCAAGUAGUUGUUUGGUGAUCUCGUUAACCAGCUAUAGUCACGAAAACUCUGUGAUUACUUCUUGGCGACCUGGUGAAACCGUAUGGAAAGUCCAUCGAUUUAGAUACCGGCCACCCAGAGGCAUGUGGACCAAAUGUGUCUUCUCGAAUGGUGUGCUCUAUUGUCUCAGUACCUCCGGCUACCUCAGCGUUUUCGACCCGUCUAAAGAAACUUGGAAUAUUCUUCGAGUGAGACCCUGGUCAUAUCCCACCGUUGGUCCUAAAGAAUUCGGUAGGCGAGUGUUGAUGAUGGAGAAUGAAGGAGACAUCUUUGUUAUGGUUUUGCACCACCCCGACAACAACCCAUCAGUGUUUAAACUAAACUUGAAAUACAUGAAAUGGGAAGAGAAGAGAGAUGUUGGUGGCUUGACAAUAUUUGCAAGUUACCCUGGCUCUUUUAUAAGAGCUAGUCUCUCGGCCAAUGAGAGGAACAAAGUGUAUCUAUCGGCUAAGGAGCCACACAGCGUAUACUACUCCCUCGGUGAUGAGGAAAGCUCUGGUCUUCCUACAAAUAUAUAUUUGUCUAAACGCAUCGCUUGGGUCGAUCCACCUCACAACAACGUUAUUUUGUGA
Camelina sativa (false flax) is the source of this 843-nucleotide messenger RNA. The record is from RefSeq and is a predicted model, not a curated record. Lineage: Eukaryota; Viridiplantae; Streptophyta; Magnoliopsida; Brassicales; Brassicaceae.